AUGAAUAUCAAUUUAUCUAAUUCGAUUAUAUUUAAUAUAAUCGUAUUAUUCCUCCUAUGUUCCUCGGUAAAAAGUUCAACAUCGUGUUCAAUAUUUCCAUCGUUGAAUUGUUCGUGUUUUCAAUCGAACCUUGACUUAACAUCAACAUUGCCAAUCAAAACUUACUCGCAUUUAUAUUGUCAGGGAACUUCGUUGGAUCAAAAUACAUUUCAAUCUCCUUUCGGAUUAGAUUUUAAACAUCAGAAUCGAUUUCGAACGGUUUCAAUUCAAUUUUUUCUUAAACAAAAAGUCGAAAUCAUUACGAAUCAAUUCGAUGCACUGGCAAUGUUGUUUUCAUUGACAGAAAGUAGUGCCCAAAUUGAAGUUACCCUUCAUUUCAAUGGUUUUCAACGAAUUAAAUUUCAUCCUCAAGCUAUCACAUCGAAUAUUUUCCAAAGAAAACAUCAGAAUACUCGACUGAAGUUGCAUUUUAUUCCUGAAACAAACUCGAAUCAACUCUUCACCGGUGAAGAUAAUUCCAUGAACAACAAUGAACAAUUUCAGUUUUCGCAAAAUCCAUUUGGUGGUCUGACUGUUUCACAAUUAAAAAUGCAUAUCCAUACAUUACACAAUCGUUUUUCAUCCUCGUCUUCAUUUGAAGAUGUUUUCAAUAAUACGAAUAUUGGCGAACUUCACUUUGACGGAUCAAUCAUUCCUCCAGAUCAAUCGCAGCCUUCCAAAUCAUUCAAAGGCUUUGUGAGAUCAUUAACACUUCAUCGACAUGUUGAUACAAUCGAUGCAACUGAAUUUCCGCAUUAUUCACAUGUUUUAUCUUAUAAUAUUCAUUCGAUCGAAGCACAUUCAAUCGAUCUCCAGUCAUUUAUUCCUUUAUACAAUAACUUACGUGGAUUGGAUUUGACUAAACCGCGUUUCGAAGUGUCAAUCGAUAAAAUAAUUCCAACCUUAGAUUCUCUAUCAUUAGAUAUUGAAUAUUUCAAUGAACGAACAUUACUCGCCGCUCGACAUAUUCAUUAUUUGAAAUUCGGUCCAAGUCUACGUCGAAUUCAUCCCCAAGUGUUACGUUCAUUACCGAUUCGUUUGAGACUUUUCGAUUUAGCCGACAUAAAUUUAUCGGAAAUGACAACUGAUUCUCUUUGUUCAUUAAUCGAAUUUCUGUACAGAAAUUCGCAACGUUUACUAAACAUAAUUUUUCCUCGAACAGAAACAUUAACCGAAUGUAAUUGUGCUCGACUUAUUCUUGAUGAUAUUCAAUCAAAUCAUAUUCACAAAAACCAUCCCGCACAAGAAUCUACUUGUUCGAAACAAUGUCGAUUUAGUGUUUGUCCAAUAAUCAGUGAACAUUUUCGUGAGAAAUAUCCAUUAAUUAUCAAUAAUCAACGAGGAAUUGGUAAUUUACAUGAUGAUUUACCAUCGGUCGAUCUAUUUUCUGACCCAAGUGACAUGGCUCUAAUGAGUUUUCUUGUGAAUCAAUCAAAUAAUGAACAAACAGAUCGUAGUGAAAGUCAAUUCGCAUCAAGUGCAUCUCAAAUUAACUCUCAACAUUCGGAUGAUGUGCCCUUUUCUCACAUAACUCAUGGCAGUAAAAACAAACAAAAUAAAUCGAAAACAACGGAUUAUUUUUCGUGGAUGACACUUCUGACUGGUAUUAUGAUUGUCUUAUUCAUCGUUAUUAUUAUUAUGAGUAUCGUAUUUUUUGUUCGAAGACAUAGAAAACAGAAUCAAUUUAUCGCUGUACCUGUUUAUAUGUAG
This is a messenger RNA of Adineta ricciae, 1749 nucleotides long. The record is from the annotation of a GenBank genome assembly. NCBI's taxonomy places the organism in Eukaryota, Metazoa, Rotifera, Eurotatoria, Adinetida, Adinetidae.